Molecule: messenger RNA, 1944 nt
Organism: Sporisorium graminicola
Lineage: Eukaryota; Fungi; Basidiomycota; Ustilaginomycetes; Ustilaginales; Ustilaginaceae
Exons: 1
Coding region: 1-1944 (647 amino acids)
Source: RefSeq, a predicted model, not a curated record
AUGAGCUCACCAACCUCGGCCCCUGCGGCCAAGCGCUCCAUGCCCGAAGACUUCAAGGCCGACGUUGAGCAGACCAAGCUCGUGCCCUUCGAAAAGGUCGAUGCGCUGCUCACAGCAAAGGGUACGCUGCUCGAGACCGAAGUCAGGUUCCUCCACGGACGACUGACAACCGUGUGGAAGCAGCUGCCCAACUCGGUUCGCGACCUGUGGCUCUUUGCCGCCUCCACCUACGCCUCGAACGACUUUAUCGUUGCCGAAGGCGAGUCGCACACCUACGCCGACGUGCACAAGCGCGUCCAGCUCGCUGCCACCUGGCUCCACCGCCAGUUUGGCGUCCAGAAGGGCGACCGCGUAGCCAUCGUCGCUCGCAACCAUGUCGAGUUUGUCAUCGGCUUUUUCGCCAUCCACUUGCUUGGAGCUGUGCCGGCGCUCGUCAAUGCCUUCUUGCCCGGUAAGGCUAUCUACGACUGCAUCCGGGACGUAGGCUGCAAAACGGCGCUGUUCGACGUCGAGCGAUACCGACGUUUGCGCGAUGCCGAGGAGGACUACAUCCAGAAGCUGUUCACGCAGGCUGGACCGGAGUGUGUGGAUGACUUUGGCUGCACGCCUGGGGCGCAUGACGGUUUGAGUGGUGUGGCUGUCUUUGCGCGUGCUUCAGGUGGGAUCCUGGCCGAUGCCGAGCGCGAAUGGGCACAAGGCAAGGCGGGGAACAAGGUGUUUGAUGCUAUCGAGCUCGAUCGCAAGUACGCUUCGGCGGCGCAGGCGGCUGAUGCGAUUCCAAAGGUCGAGGUCCUGCCGGAAGACAUGGGCUCGGUGCUGUACACUUCAGGCACGACGGGCAAGCCCAAAGGCGUCGCUGCGACACACCGUCAGUUUCUGUCGGCUGGUCCCAAUUCCGGCUUCACCACGGCACGCGCGUAUGUCCGUCGUGGUCUCACCCCGCCCGUCCCGCAGCCGGGCGACGAGCAGAUGUCGUCGCUGCUAUGCAUCCCUCUCUUCCACUCUACGGGCAUUCAGUCCGGUCUCUGCCCCGGCGUGGCCCGCGGGACCAAAAUCGGCCUGAUGCCCAAGUACGACGUCGACGCGGCAGCCAAACUUAUCCAGCAGCACAAGAUCCAGGUUGUGGUAGGUAUCGGCUUCAUGGUGCGAGAAAUCGUCCUGAGCAACUACGACCUGCCUUCGCUUCAGGCCGUCUCGCACGGCGGCUCGUCGAGCGCCAAGGAGCUACCCGAAGAAUCGCGUGCCAAGCUGCCUGGCAUGUUCAUCGGGCAAGGCUACGGCAGCACCGAGGUCAACGGCGCCGCCUCGGGUCUGGCGAGCGACGACUACCUCGCACGACCCACCUCGGCGGGCCGCGCGCCGCCUACGAUCGACAUUCGCAUCAUCAACCCGGACACGCUUGUCGAGGUGGCCAACGGCGCCACGGGCGAGAUCUGGAUCCGCGGGCCCAGUGUCGCUCUAGGGUAUUGGGGCAAAAAGGCCGCGACCGAAGAAGCUUUCACCAAGGACGGCUACUUCCGCACCGGUGACCUCGGCCGCAAGGAGGACGACGGCUUCAUCUACGUCAUGGACCGCUCCAAACACAUCAUCAUCCGCGGCGGCGAGAACAUCAGCGGCACCGAGGUCGAGACCGCCAUCUAUUCGGAGCGCAGGAUCAUCGACUGCGCUGCGGUGCCCAUCCCAGACGACCGCUUCGGCGAGACCGUCGGCGUCGUCUGCGUACCCCGCAUCGAGAACCAGAAGCAGAACAGACCCACAGAGCAGGACGUCCUGGCAGUUGCGCGCAAGCUGCUCCCCAAGCACGAGGUGCCCGACUUUAUCUGGAUCCGCGACGAACCGCUCGAGCGGAACGCCAACGGCAAGGUGGACAAGGCGAUCGUCAAGGAGGCGGCUCGCAAGAGAUAUGCCGAGAUCAAGGCUGCUAGCGCCAAGCCCAAGUUGUAG